CCGUGAUGCGACCUUCAAGUAAACGCUCCUCCUUCUUUUACUAUAUAAAGUCCCUUUCCCCCUCUCCCACCUUCUCAGCGGUUCUUAGAUCUCUCAGCAGUUACGAUCGUUUCUCCUCUCGAACCGUCUUCUUCAACGCGUUUGACUCUUCCUUUUCUGCAAGCAAUGAAGCCAGGAGUAGGAUCAGGAUUGAAUCCUAACGCAGCAGCAUACGUACCACUCUCCAAAAGAGAAGGUGAUUCUGCAAAGCCUGUUGCUGCUGCCACACAUCACGUGCACCACCAACCCUAUGGUUAUGGCGGAGUCCAAGGGAAGGGAGGCGCUUACAUAAGGGAUGAUGAUGAUGAUUCGGAGAUGGAGAUGGAGUUUCUUUUGACUAGUUUCUCUGGUUUGUCAGAUGAGUCUAUUCGUGAUGUUUACUUGGCCAACAAUGGUGAUCUUGAUGCAACUAUCGAAAUGCUCACUCAACUCGAGAUUUUCAGUAAUGAAGCCGAAGAAUACCUCCCACUCCCAGACACACUGGGCAUUGCCGAUGUACCUGAUGAAACCAUAGUGCCUUCAACUUCCUCAGCUCCUCCAAAACAAAAGAGUGCCAGUAAUGAAGCAAGUGGAUCAUCAUCAUCAACAUCCUCGGGUACCACCCCAAACAACGCUCCUGUAUCAUCAUCCUCCUCCUGAUCUGAUGAGUCCCUCAAAUGUGAAGUUUUAAUGUUCCUUGGUAUGGUUUUCUUAGGAGAGGUUUCUUUCUAUAUUGUCCACAGUGCUUUGUUUCUCUGUGGAGAGAGAGAGAGAGAGAGAGAGAGUACAUUUGUAUAGAUUUGGGUUUUGAGAUUUGGAUUGUUGUUAUGGUUGGACAAAAGCUAUGAAUCAUUUUAGCCUCUC
Molecule: messenger RNA, 882 nt
Organism: Raphanus sativus (radish)
Lineage: Eukaryota; Viridiplantae; Streptophyta; Magnoliopsida; Brassicales; Brassicaceae
Product: polyadenylate-binding protein-interacting protein 6-like
Exons: 3
Coding region: 166-678 (170 amino acids)
Molecular function (GO): ubiquitin binding
Source: RefSeq, a predicted model, not a curated record